AUGCUCCAAAAGAGCGCCGAGAUGAUCUUUGCAUGCAAGAAGUGCAAGAAGUGUUUCCGCAAGGACGCUGCUGAGUUCGAUGAAACUGACGAGUACUGCCCACACUGUGAUAAUCACUUUGUCAUUGAGGCAAUCGAGCCCGAGGCACGACUACACGUAGAGGGUGAAGAUGCUCGUAUGGACAACCGUAUGCUCAAGGACGAGCGUGUUGCGCGCGACAAGGAGCGAUCCCUCUUCAAUAUUAGAGAUGUGUCGGACCGCAUGGGCUAA
Messenger RNA from Penicillium egyptiacum, 270 nucleotides. NCBI's taxonomy places the organism in Eukaryota, Fungi, Ascomycota, Eurotiomycetes, Eurotiales, Aspergillaceae. The record is from the annotation of a GenBank genome assembly.